This is a messenger RNA of Capsicum annuum, 3341 nucleotides long. Its product is annotated as CDPK-related kinase 1. Lineage: Eukaryota; Viridiplantae; Streptophyta; Magnoliopsida; Solanales; Solanaceae. The record is from RefSeq and is a predicted model, not a curated record. Gene Ontology annotation, molecular function: ATP binding; calcium/calmodulin-dependent protein kinase activity; calcium-dependent protein serine/threonine kinase activity. Bases 1223 to 2947 code for a protein of 574 amino acids. The transcript is spliced from 11 exons. Gene Ontology annotation, cellular component: nucleus; cytoplasm. Gene Ontology annotation, biological process: protein autophosphorylation; peptidyl-serine phosphorylation; intracellular signal transduction.
AGGUUAGAAGCUAUGGCUGAGUGUCUAUUCAUAAUGGAGAAUGAUUUAUUUUAUUUUGUGAGAUUACAUUGAGUAUAACAAUUGUUGUAACGAAGAAAGAAAAAUAAUGGGAAAAAACAAUACUAGUACUAGUAGUAUAAAGAAAAAGUGAGAAAUCAGACAAGUAAAGGAGGUUUGGUUUGGUUUUAGCUUCUUUCCUUUUCCCCCCUUUCACCUUUCGUUUCUUCCUCCUAUUGCUUAAGCAUCUUUUUUCUCACUUUUUUCCUCUUCUUAUCAUUCUUCUUCACUCUUUUGGCAAAAAAAAAUAAAUUUUAAUAAUUAUAUAUUUUUCUUUGAUUCCAUACUUCCCCACUACCUCCUAUUUCUUUACAUUUCUUUAGCUUAUUAAACUUGUUAGUAAAAUCUUUGAUUCUUGAUUUUUGUUUUUGUUGUUGUUGCCUUUCUGGCAUUGAUCAUUUGAUCACAAAGUCUAAAUUCCCUUUUUUCCUCCUUCUUGGGAUUUGUUCUUGCAAAUUUUCUUGGAGGUUAAAUACCUUUAGCUUAAUUCUUUGUUGAUUGAUCCCUUCUUGGUUUUGCUGUUUUAGUAUAAAAGUCCUAUCUUUUUUUGUUUUGCAAUUCCAAGAUUGUGACUUUUUGUCUUGUUAAAGUGUUUGGGCUUGUGGGUAUUCCUCCUUUUUACUUGUUUUUGUUACUUGUUAGUUGUAAUUCUGUUUCUUGGAGCUUAAUUCUUUGUUGAUCCUUUCUUGGUUCUGCUGUUUAAGCUUAAAAAUCCAAUCUUUUCUUGUUUUGCAGUUCCAAGAUUGUGACUUUAUUACUUCUUGAAGUUUUUGGGUUUGUGGGAAUUCUUCCUUUUUACUUGUUUUGUUACUUGUUAGUUGUAUUUCUGUUUUCUUGAUAAUUUGCUCUUGUUUCUUUUCCCUUUGUAAUGGUAAGUGUAUUUUCCUUGCUAGUAAAAAGUUCUUAACUCUACUUUUUCUUGUUUUGCAAUUCCAAGAUUGUGAGUUUUUGUCUUCUUGAGUUGUUUGGGUUUUUGGGAAUUCCUCCUUUUCAUGAGUUUUUGUUACUUGUUAGUUGUAAUUUCAGUUUCUUGAUAAUCUAUUCCCUUUGUAAUGGUCUAGUUCUUUGUAUUUUUCCUGUCAGUGAAAAAGUUCUUCACUUUACUUUUGUUGUUUUUGAUUAAUUGAUUUUUGUGGAUCCUUGUUGAAAUUGGGUUCUUGAUUCCAUGGGACUUUGUCAUGGAAAACCUAUUCAAUCCCCACAGAACUUGUCUGAUAAUCCCAUAAUUCCCAUUGAUAAUGAGCAAGAAUUGAAUUCCCAUACUGGGAAAACACCAAAAUUUCCCUUUUACAGUCCAAGUCCUUUGCCUAGUGCAUUUAAGAACUCUCCUGCUAAUUCUAGUGUGACUUCAACACCUUUGAGAUUUCUCAAACGUGUACCGCCAUCACCGGCUAAGCAUAUAAGGGCAUUGCUUGCUAGGAGACAUGGCUCAAUUAAGCCUAAUGAAGCUACAAUACCAGAAGGGAGUGAAUGUGAUAUUGGGUUGGAUAAGAAUUUUGGGUACUCAAAGAAUUUUGAUAGCCACUAUGAGCUUGGAGAAGAAGUGGGAAGAGGGCAUUUUGGUUAUACUUCUGCAGCUAAGGGGAAAAGAGGGAGCUUGAAGGGGCAUGAUGUGGCUGUAAAAGUCAUCCCAAAAUCAAAGAUGACCACAGCAAUUGCAAUUGAGGACGUAAGGAGAGAAGUCAAAAUAUUGCGUGCUUUAACAGGACAUAGGAAUCUGGUUCAAUUCUAUGAUGCCUAUGAGGACGAGGAAAAUGUUUAUAUAGUCAUGGAAUUAUGUAAAGGAGGAGAAUUACUUGACCGGAUACUUGCAAGGGGUGGGAAAUACUCAGAAGACGAUGCCAAAGCCGUCAUGGUGCAGCUUCUAAGCGUGGUCUCUUACUGUCAUCUUCAAGGGGUCGUUCAUCGCGACCUAAAGCCUGAGAACUUCCUUUUUGUUUCUAAGGAUGAGCACUCUCCUCUAAAGGCCAUUGACUUUGGUCUUUCUGAUUACGUAAAACCAGAUGAAAGGCUUAACGAUAUUGUUGGAAGUGCAUACUAUGUUGCACCUGAGGUUUUGCAUAGAUCUUAUGGAACAGAAGCCGACAUGUGGAGUAUUGGUGUAAUUGCCUAUAUUCUUCUUUGUGGAAGCAGACCUUUCUGGGCGCGGACAGAGUCCGGUAUAUUUAGGGCCAUCCUGAAAACUGAUCCAAACUUUGAAGAAGCCCCUUGGCCCUCUUUGUCUUCUGAUGCAGUAGACUUUGUAAAAAGAUUGCUGAAUAAGGAUUAUCGCAAAAGGCUAACUGCAGCGCAGGCUCUCAGUCAUCCUUGGUUGGCUGGUCAUCAUGAUGUGAAGAUUCCUUUGGAUAUGAUAGUAUAUAAGCUUGUAAAAGCUUAUGUAUAUUCUUCUUCUCUUAGAAAAGCUUCUUUAAGGGCUCUUGCUAAGACAUUGACUAUACCACAACUAGCUUAUCUUCGUGAUCAGUUUACACUAUUAGGGCCAAACAAAAGUGGACUUGUAGCUCUACCAAACUUCAAAAUGGCUGUGAUGAAGAACUCUACCGAUGCAAUGAAGGAUUCAAGAGUUUUUGACUUUGUCAAUACGGUGAGUUCUCUUCAAUAUAGAAAAUUGGAUUUCGAAGAAUUCUGCGCUGCUUCAAUAAGUGUACAUCAGCUUGAGGGAAUGGAAAGCUGGGAGCAACAUGCUCGUCGUGGCUAUGAGUUCUUUGAAAAAGAGGGGAACAGGCCAAUUAUGAUAGAGGAACUUGCCUCGGAGCUCGGGCUUAGUCCUUCCGUCCCCGUUCAUGUAGUUCUGCAGGACUGGAUUAGACACACUGAUGGAAAGCUCAGUUUCUUGGGAUUUGUCCGACUUCUACAUGGAGUUUCUUCGCGCACAUUUCAAAAAGCUUAGAGUAUAAUGGUUCAUCUAGCUUUCAUACUAUUAAUCACUCGAAGAAUCGAAGUCUUGUUGCUUGAUCAAAUGGUGGCAAAAAGAAGCAUAUACAAUGAUCUGUUAAAACUCGGAAACAGCUGGUUUACGACGAAGCUACAGAUCAAUCCUAUACAUGGCAUUAGCAGCAUAUUUGAUGUCAAAUCUUAUUUUUGUCAUGUAAUUCUUCUUGUAUUCUUCAACUGUGUUGGACAACAUUCCACUUUAAGAGGAUUGUACAGAUGAGGAUAAUCAGAAAAAAAAAAUGUAAGUAGUUGGUCAGAAAAGACAGCUGAAAGCUGAGAUGAGUUCUUUGUGGCUUCUUGGUGUAACCUGUUUACCUUUUUGCUAGUUUAAUAAAGUUCUCUUUAUUGUG